AUGCGUGGCGUGAACUCUUUCUCACGCACUGCCUCACUUGAUGUGGUGGGUCACGUUGACGGAACCACUGUUCCCAACGGCGACAACGACGGACCUUGGCAAAAGCGUGAUGGUCUCGUCAAACUCUGGAUCUAUGGAACUCUUACCCCACCUCUGUUCAAAAAGGCGUUUCAGGCUGGAGACACGGCUCGAGACAUCUGGUUGCGUAUCGAGAAUCUGUUUCGCAACAAUAAGGAGGCUCGGGCCAUUCAACUCGACACUGAGCUGCGUACUACAGAAAUCGGAGAUCGAUCUGUCGAAGACUAUUGUCAACGACUCAAGUCCAUCUCCGAUCUCCUCAAGAACGUUGAUGCCCCUGUUCCCGAUCGCAUGUUGGUGACAUACAUGCUGAAUGGGCUCAAUGACAAGUUUGAUAACAUCAUCAAUGUCAUCAAACAUCGUGAACCAUUUCCAACCUUUGAAGUCGCACGCUCGAUGCUUGAAUCGGAGGAAACUCGUCUAAAGAAAUCACACAAAACCGUGGCCUCCCAAACUGAUCAUCCAUCGUCGUCUGCAGCUUUGACCGUGUCAAGUGACCAACCCAAGUUUCAGCGACCUCCUGCUCCGAAAAUCUCCAACCAUCGCGGAAAUAGACGCAACAAUGGAACUCGAUUCCGUGGCCGCCACAAUUUUUCUCCACGACCUACAUAUCCAAACUGGGCCACAAAUCAGUACUGGCCCGGCCCAGUUCCUCAAUGGCAAUAUCAGUUUGGCCCAUGGAACCCAUACCCAUUUCCUAAUGAUACACGCGGGAUUAUGGGCCCUCGUCCAUCUCCUCCACGCUCCUCCUCCGCAAAUGUCGUCGAUCAAGUUUUCCAGCCUACCACUGAUUUUUCCGAAGCUUACAACACCAUGACUCUUCCUGAUCCAUCUGCAACCAAUUGGUUCAUGGAUACAGGCGCCACUACUCAUCUCGCUUCCACUCCAGGUAUCCUCAAUUCUGCUCUUAAUCGAAACAUUGCUCACUCUGUUGUUGUGGGUAACGGUUCCUCAAUCCCUGCUAUUGCUUCAGGCAACUCUCUUAUCACCUCUCAAACUCGUCCCCUUUCUCUUAAUAAUGUCCUUGUCACUCCUCAAAUUGUCAAAAACCUUAUUUCUGUCCGUCGCUUUACCAUUGAUAAUUGGUGUUCUGUUGAGUUUGACCCAUUUGGUUUCUGUGUGAAGGACCUUCAAACCAGGAGAACUCUUCUCCGCAGUGACAGCACCGGCGAUCUAUAUCCUCUUCCAGCCUCAUCUUCCACUUCUCAGUCCACUGCGCUCACUGCCUCCUCUCUGAGUCUUUGGCAUAAGCGUCUUGGACAUCUCAACAAUGAAUCUCUUCGUUCUGUUAUUUCUUUCAAUAAUUUAGCUUGUAAUAAAGACAGCCUACCUCUUUGUACGGCUUGUCAACUUGGAAAACAAAUAAAGCUUCCCUUUUUUCCUUCUCAAACGAUUGUUUCUAAACCUUUUGAGUUAAUCCACUCUGAUGUUUGGACCUCCCCUGUUUCCAGCAUCAGUGGUCUUCGUUAUUAUGUUCUGUUUCUUGAUCAUUAUACACACUUUCUCUGGGUUUAUCCCCUUCGUCGCAAAAGCGAAGUCUUCUCAAAAUUUCUCCAUUUUUACUCUCAUAUCCAAACACAGUUCAACUCUCCCAUAAAAGCUUUUCAGUGUGAUAAUGGAGGUGAAUAUAAUAACACCGACUUUCACAAAUUCUUCGACACCAAUGGCAUUCAAGUGCGUUUCUCUUGCCCUCACACCUCCCAACAAAACGGGAAAUCUGAGAGGAUGAUCCGCACAAUCAACAAUUCAAUUCGUUCCUUGCUAUUUCAAGCUAAACUCUCGCCAGCAUAUUGGGUCGAAGCUCUUCAUGUCGCUGUCCAUCUCAUAAAUAUUCUUCCUUCCUCUGCUAUCCAAAAUCAGGUUCCUUAUACUCUUUUGUUUCAGAAACCACCCACUUACGAUCAUCUCAAAGUGUUUGGGUGUCUUUGUUUUCCUAAUCUCAAUCACUCUAACCUUCAUAAGUUAUCUCCACGAACAACUCCUUGUCUCUUUCUAGGAUAUCCCUCUCAACACCGAGGCUAUAGAUGUUUGGAUCUUAAGACCAACAGAAUCAUCAUCUCUCGCCAUGUAGCGUUUGAUGAGUCGAUCUUUCCGGCUGCUGUCACUGUACAUGAUCCUCCUUCUCUCUACCAAUUUCUCAAUGGUUAUGAGGAACCGUCGCCAAUGUUACACUCUCUCCUUCAAACUCCACUUCCCCAAACACCACCACAACCACCAAACGUUCCCGCUCCUCCACCACCACCAAACGUUGCCGCUCCUCCACAACCACCUGUUAUUCCCGCUCCUUCUCAACCAACACACCAAAUGGCCACUCGCAGUAAACACGGCAUACGUAAGCCACGCUCCCUUAUGUCUCUCCUUGUUACUUCCAAACACUCUGUUUCUCCUCUUCCUUUGAGUUAUAAACAAGCUCUUUCUGAUCCAAACUGGAACCCAGCAGCAACAGAAGAGUUUAAUGCUUUGCUUAAGAAUGGCGCUUUUGCUCGAUAUAAGGCUCGAUUGGUGGCAAAUGGAAAAUCACAGGAAGCUGGUGUGGACUUUGAUGAAACGUUUAGCCCGGUUUUCAAACCAGCAACAAUACGAUCUGUUCUUCAUGUCAGUCUUGCUCGCGAUUGGCCGAUUCAUCAACUUGAUGUACAAAACGCGUUCCUUCAUGGCGACUUAGAAGAGACGAUCUAUAUGUUCCAGCCACCAGGGUUUGCAGAUCCUAAAGCUCCGGAUCACGUCUGCAAACUCAAACGCUCUUUAUAUGGGCUCAAACAAGCUCCAAGGGCAUGGAAUUCACGAUUUGCUCGUUUUAUGACUAACAUUGGCUUUGUUGCAAGCAAGAGCGAUGCUUCUUUGUUUAUCUACAGGAAAGGUGAUCAACAAGCUUACCUUCUCCUCUAUGUAGAUGACAUCGUCCUCACUGCCUCAACGAAAGAGCUUCUGCAACACAUCAUCAAACUCCUCAAAACAGAGUUUCCGAUGACAGAUAUGGGCCGCUUACACUAUUUUUUAGGCAUCAAGGCAGAAUUCAAAAAUGGAGGGAUAUUUUUAAGUCAAUCAGCUUAUGCCUUAGACAUCAUCGAACGUGCAGGAAUGAAGAAUUGCAAACCAUGUGCAACGCCUGUCGACCUGAAGUCUAAACUCUCUGCUAAUUCUGGUGAUCGGAUCGACAAUCCAACUGCAUAUCGAUCCUUGGCUGGGGCACUUCAAUAUCUCACAUUUACGAGACCCGACAUAUCGUAUGCCGUCAAUCAGAUAUGUUUGUUCAUGCAUGAUCCACGAGAGCAACAUCUACAAGCUUUGAAACGCAUCCUAAGGUACGUGCAAGGCACUCACACUCAUGGUUUACAUCUUCAGAAAGGUUCAAUCAACGACAUCACUGCAUAUAGCGAUGCUGAUUGGGCUGGCUGUCCUGAUACUCGCCGAUCUAGCUCUGGCUACUGUCUCUAUCUCGGUCCGAAUCUCGUCUCGUGGAGCUCAAAACGCCAACCGACUGUCUCUCGCUCAAGCGCUGAAGCAGAAUACAAAGGAGUAGCCAAUGCUGUCGCUGAAGCUUGCUGGCUACGAAAUCUUCUUCUUGAACUCCACUGUCCGAUCACCAAAGCUUCUGUGAUCUAUUGUGAUAACAUCAGUGCUGUAUAUCUCUCCAGCAAUCCUGUCAAGCAUCAACGAACAAAGCACAUCGAAAUAGACAUUCACUUUGUCCGAGAAAAGGUGAAAAUAGGACAAGUCAAAGUCUUUCAUGUUCCUUCCUCUUUGCAGUUUGCUGAUAUUUUCACCAAAGGAUUACCGACCAUGCUGUUCAACGACUUCAGAGACAGUUUAACCGUCCGGAAUCCUAACGUUUUAACUGCGGGAGGGUGA
Messenger RNA from Microthlaspi erraticum, 3930 nucleotides. NCBI's taxonomy places the organism in Eukaryota, Viridiplantae, Streptophyta, Magnoliopsida, Brassicales, Brassicaceae. The record is from the annotation of a GenBank genome assembly.